Messenger RNA from Eptesicus fuscus (big brown bat), 930 nucleotides. It is a transcript of the gene LAMTOR3, whose product is annotated as late endosomal/lysosomal adaptor, MAPK and MTOR activator 3. Gene Ontology annotation, biological process: positive regulation of TOR signaling; cellular response to amino acid stimulus. NCBI's taxonomy places the organism in Eukaryota, Metazoa, Chordata, Mammalia, Chiroptera, Vespertilionidae. Gene Ontology annotation, cellular component: Ragulator complex. The transcript is spliced from 7 exons. The coding region runs from base 81 to 455 and encodes 124 amino acids. The record is from RefSeq and is a predicted model, not a curated record.
CCGAACCUUGCUGCGCAGAGAACCAGGCAGCCCAGAGAGCCGGGCGUGGAUAUUGAACCUGCGGGAGAAAGGGGUUCAUCAUGGCGGAUGACCUAAAGCGAUUCCUGUAUAAAAAGUUACCAAGUGUUGAAGGGCUUCAUGCUAUUGUUGUGUCAGACAGAGACGGGGUGCCUGUUAUUAAAGUGGCCAAUGAUAAUGCUCCAGAGCAUGCUUUGAGACCUGGUUUCUUAUCUACUUUUGCCCUUGCAACAGACCAAGGGAGCAAACUUGGACUUUCAAAAAAUAAAAGUAUCAUCUGUUACUACAAUACCUACCAGGUGGUUCAGUUUAAUCGUUUACCUUUGGUGGUGAGUUUCAUAGCCAGCAGCAAUGCCAAUACAGGACUAAUUGUCAGCUUAGAAAAGGAACUUGCUCCAUUAUUUGAAGAAUUGAGACAAGUUGUAGAAGUUUCUUAACCUGACAGUGGUUUUGAUGUCUACCUUAUCUUCAUUAUAAUAGACAAGAUAUCAAUCUAGCAAUCUUGAGACCACAACGUACUUGUAUCCAUGUACCCAAAAAAGGGUCCCUUUUUUACCUUGUACUAAAAAUUUAUGGACAGAUUGUUAUCUUUUCUUGUAUAGGUCUUAUUUACUGAGAUCUGGGGAUACCACAGAAAUGGUUCUGUCUAUCACAGCUCCCAUGGAGUUAGUCCAGUCCCCAAAUCUGCAUGAGAUUCUAUUGGGUGGGUCGGAAUCAAAAUGUUCCUUUGAUCCACUUGAGCCAUGAAGUGCUUCCCCUUGUACAUUCUGCCAGGCCUGCAGAUAGGAGCAGAUCUAUUUUAUUGUGAAUAAUAAUGAGGACAUAUUUUUUUCAUAUUGUUUUAUUUCUUUGCAUUAAGUGUGGGGACAUAAAAUGGCUUAGUAAAAGUAAUAAAAUCAGUACAAUCACUAA